GCCUUGCUAUGAAUGUUGUGCUUAUUUUGUAUGUUAUGUCAUUUUCGAUUCAUAGUUUAAUAAAUAAUCGUUUGUAAUUUUUAAAAGUUUGAAAUCUAACGUAUGGAAGCUUUAGUGUUUAUAAGAAUUCCUAACCUGUUUUAAUAAAGCCUUGUUUGAAUGUGUUGUGCUUAUUCCAGACAUUUCCCAUUAUGUCCUUUGCAAUUUAUGAUAAAAUAUUUGUUUGGAAUGUUUAAAUAUUUUGAGUGUCUCAAUGAUUAAGAUUGCUAAUUCAUUUGAAAUUUUGAUUUAAGCCGGGUUGCCAUACCAGCUCUAUUAAUUAACCAUUGCUUCCAUUAUAUCGGUGUAAUUAAACAUUAAAAUUUUAACAAAAAAGUUAUAAGAAAGACAAACUAUUCAUCACAAAGUAUGGCUGUCAGGGAAGAAGACUGGCAAGUUAUCUGUGAACAUUCUCUGUUUGCAAAUCGAUUACACCAGCUUGAAGAGAUAUGCCAUUCACAAUAUAAUGGUGUUGCUACAGAUUUUAUCGAUCAUUAUUUACGACCUGUUGUCGAGUUAUUAGAUACAAUUCGGUCAAAAUGCGAGGAUUACUAUAAGCUUAAAACGAAAAAAGAACCUGGUCCAGUAUGGUGGGAAAAGUUUGAACACAUAGUUAAAUUCGCCAUCCAUCCAAAAGUGAUUUCUACCACUCUCCACAAGGGCGAUUUUUAUAUUCAUAUUUCUUCAACGACACCAAGGACAUUGGAACUGAAAUAUUACCAUAUUGGUGAAGUGAGUACGAGGACGUUGUCAAUGACAGACUGUAUAUUAAUGUGUUCACAGAAUUGGACUGAAUUGUUGCGAUCUGAAGCACGAGACAGAUUUAUAUAUACAAGCUGUGUUAUUUGGUCAACGAAAGGAUUCGAGAGAGUUCUGUGGGUUAACUUAUUGAAAGCACAAUUUGUUGGUAACAUGGAUGAUUCCUCUACGUGCAUUCCUUCGGAGAAAGACAAUGUCCUCAGCAAAGACACGUUUAACAUGGACGAGCUCUCCAUCAAGCCUAUGUUGAUAUUAGAUCUGAACUUUGAAUUGCUACACAGCCAAGUCGUAUACACGCCUGGUAGCAGAGACAAAAGAGGAGGCUCGGUUAUCUUUUUUGAUACUAAUAAACGUUCAUGGGAGAAUACAGAUUUAAACAGUGAAGAACUAGCCAAGUUGCUGAUCUAUUACUACAAAAUACCAAAAGAUGGUGUGCAGCGGAAAGGUUGUUCGUUAGUCAUCGAUGCAAGAGAAGGGAAACAGACGAGAGACAUCUUAGAAUGUAUUGGUGAAGCUGUCACAGUCCUGCAGACCCAAAUUCCCGGCUCCGUUCAUAUGGCUUUUGUACUGACAAGAAAAGACUCACUAAUGCUUCUCUUUGCUGCGUCGAAAGUGAAAGAGAAUCUAAACUUUCAGUUCCAAUUUUUAUCAUCAUUGGAGAAGCUAUCCCGUGAAGUGGACGUCGAGCAAUUACCUGAAUGUUUUGGAGGUCAAAUGAGAUAUAACCAUGAUAGCUGGAUUAAAUUUAGAACGAAAGUGGAACCGUUUAUGACUGGAUGUCGAAGCGCAGCCAAACACGCCAUGAAUUACAUGCAAGACUUGAGCAGAACGGAUUUAGGUAGCACUUCAAGCGAAUGUCAACUUCUUCUCGAUGCACAUCGAGAAAAAUCGAGAGAAGUGUUGGAAGAUUCGCGUUUGUUAGGACUACGAACGGAAGGGAAACAAAUAAUCGAACGUUUAGUUGAAGAAGACAGGGAGCUAUGUCGUAGCGAAGAUUAUAAAGAUACGAUCGAGUGUUUGAAUCGUUUAUACACGCAAAUGACUCGAGUAUUCGAUAAGCUACGAAUUAUUUCCGAUAAAAGAACGAAAAACUUACAGUUAUGUUUGAAUGUACGCACGUUUGAAGAAAGCUGUGUUGGGUUGAUACAAUGGAUGCACAACGACGGGUAUUCGUAUUUUGAAAAACAGAAAGAAAUUGGUGAUUCCCUGGGUCAUGCGCAAUCUAUGAUGGAAGAGUUUGCUAAAUUUGCCAUUACGGCUCAGGAGCAACUAUCAAACGGCGAAGAAUGUAUUUUAGCAGGAAAAUACCUCAUUGAGUUAGAUGAGCUUCAAAUUGAUCGCGACGUACUGAAAGGAAAGUUGCACGAGCUGCAAAACGAAUUGAACGAUUUCACUGCUAAGUACAACGAGCGUAAGAAGAAGUUAAAGAAAUGCGUUGAUUUUCACACGUUGGUUCAAGAGGCCACGCAAUGGUGGAUGUCUGGUCUGCAGUAUAUCGCUCAUAUGAGUAUGGAAGAAAUACAGACACUCGAUGGAAUACAUAGAUUGCAUGCUUCUAUAACGAACUUUAAACAAAACAAUCCACCUAUUAGUGAAAGUCAAAUCGCGAAAAUAACAGACCUGGCUCAUCAUCUCGGUAGUAAGCAAGUUGAACAAGCGGAGCAAGUAAGCAGUCGCACGCUGGAGGUUCAAGAAAUGUUGCAAGUGAAAAUGAAUCAAAUUUUAGGUGCUGAAGGAAGAUUUAGACAGGUUCAACUUGAUUCUGUCAUGAGCGACGGCGAUGGCGACUCGAGCGGCUUCAAAGACGACGAUUUGUCGACCGAACCUGACGAAGAUGAAUAUCGCGAACAGACAGAUGUCGAGUAUGCAGAGUCUUUGACGAGUCCUAUUGAAAAUGCAGUCGGCCCUAUUUUUAGUUGGAAAGACGGCCAUAAGUUGUACGACGAGAAUGACGCCAAGCUAGCCGUGUUUGAUGUUGCUAUGCCAACUAAAAUGAAAGAAAGACUGCGUCAUAUUAUAGAUGAAAUGAUCAAUACCGAACAUGAGUAUGUGAAGUCAUUGGAGUAUAUAUUAGAACACUACCUCCCACUGAUGGAGGGUACUCAACUACCUCCUACCUUGAUCGGACAAAAAAAUGUGAUAUUUGGUAACAUCGAAAGAAUAUGUGACUUUCAUAAAAGAUUUUUCUCACAAGAAGUAGAAGCAUUUCGACAUGCUCCUUUACAAAUAGGAAAAUGUUUUUUGAAAUGGGAACGACAAUUUUAUCUAUAUGCUUUAUACAACAAAAACAAACCAAGAAGUGACCAGCUAUGGAAUGAUUUUGCGAACAAUUAUUUUCGUAAAAAAAUGCUGGAGUUAAAAGAUAAAUUAGAUUUGGCUAGUUACUUGAUCAAGCCAGUCCAACGUCUGGGUAAAUAUUCGCUCCUGUUGAGAGACAUGAUCAGCUGUUGCGAUGCGCAGGACCCAAGAGUAAUCGAGAUGGAGGCUGCGCACGACUUAAUGAAGUUUCAAUUGAGGCAUGGUAACGACUUGCUAGCCAUGGAUGCAAUUCAACACAGUGAUGUGAAUUUAAAAGAGCAAGGUUGUCUGCUACGACAAGGAGAUUUUAUCGUAUCGUAUGGAAAAAGAAAACGUUCAAGGCGUGUGUUCUUAUUUGAACAUCUGCUGGUUUUCACGAAACCAAAGAAACAAAAAGCGAAAGGAGAUGUGUUCACCUACAAACACUCUAUUAAGAUGGUGGAUAUAGGACUUACAGAGAAUAUCGGUGACAGUGGUUUAAGGUUUGAAGUCUGGUAUCGAAGGUGGAAAAAGGGAAGAGCUGGAGAAACGUUCGUACUUCAGGCUGUCUCCAACCAUGUAAAAACAUCUUGGACUACAGACAUCACUCGUAUUUUGUGGCGACAAGCAUCUCGCAAUAAAGAAUACGGUUUAACUGAAGCAACUACGGGUAUAAGUGUAGAGAGCACUCCUUCUACGAUAUUUUUAGAUAACAGCUUUAAUCCUUCUUCCAGCUCAUUUACGCGAUCACGAACGAUGGACUUAUCUCCCAGAGGAGAUUUUCCACCGAACGCGAAGCGAUUAUCUUGGUUAAGUGCAGGAGAAAGUUCAGGAAGCUCCGGCGUCUUUGAUCUCGGUAGCUUACCUGAAGACAGCCAACAUCCAUUAUCACCGCGAGAUGAAGCGAGAUUUUUCAAGCGAGGAGGAGAGCCCGAUGUAAAGUAUUCGUCUUUACCACGAAAAAAGUUGACGCACCACGCGAGUUUUACUCGUGGCGAAACGUUUGAUACGAUUAGCAUGGUUCAGUUACGUCGCGAUCAAUCGGUUACGCACGAUUCGAGUUUUAUAAGAAACAACGUAUAUCGAAAAACGCUACAAGCUGAAUCAACAAAACGCGCGUCUCAUAAAAAAGUGAGAAGAGAUUCCGGGUCAGGAGGUCGAUUCGCUACUCAACCGAUUAUUUUGCCGAGUAGUUUAUCGUUUACUGAGGGAAUUCCGAUGGGAACGAAUUCCCUACCGAGAACUCAUAAGUUCAAGAAAGUUUCUGAUCGGCCAACAUCUCCUGCACAGUGUAUACGUGAAGUUUCCGAAGAAGAUAUCUUAGACGGAAAUAGAAGACAUUUUGACAGUGAAAACAUUUCCAUAACAAAAUCCGCAACAGACUCUAAAAUAGAUUAUAGUACUGAACAAAGACUACUGCAACGGCCGUUGCGAAGGUCGUUAACGGAUACAAAUAUUAGGGUUUCUAAUGACUUAUGUUACGCUAGCUCUUUAAAAGAGAAAAGUUCGAACAGUAAGUUGAACAAAGAAGCAAUGACACUACCUAUCCGAAAAUAUUCGUUUACGAAAGCCAUGGUAGACAGUAACACAAUUACGGUCGACGAAAGAGAAAAAGAGAGAAAAUUAGCGCGUCAACGUUCGGUGUCACAUGGAGAUUCGUCACUACAUAUGCUCGGAACUAAAGAUUCUCCUACAAGUCCACCGGCUAAGUCGCCUGGUACAAAGAGGAAUCCAUUUCUUAACUUAAAAACGAAGAUCUCGAAGUCGUUAUCCGAAAUUUGAUAGAUGCAUGCAUCUUAGAAUUGUUAAUUUAUGCAAUAAUGAAGUUGUUUUACGUUUUUUAUGUUAAUUUAUGCAAUAUUUAUUUGUUUCUCACCAAUGAAAUGCGUAUGUUAAAAAAAAUUUACGUUCACUAGAAUACAUCUUCGUUCACGCAUUGAACAGGUUUAGGUAUAAAGUUAAAUUAAUAAAUUUAUUUUUUUAUUAUAUUUUUUCAAAGUUAAUUUAUAUGUUGUGAAUAUUUUAAUUGUUGAUGUAGUUAGCAUGUUAUCUUUCGGUUUGUUUCUUUGAAUUUUUAUUCAAAAAUUCUGAUAUCAACAUUUUACGCUGGUUAGUUGCAUUUCAGAGAAAACUUCUUAGAAUGAUUAUUAAAAAUGUCAUGCAGAUUAAUAUAUUCACUUCGCUUUCUUCAAUACUAGUGCUCAUGACAAAUUAUGUACAUCUCGAAAUAAUCAAUUGUUAUUCUAAAUUAAAUUUGUCAAUAUUUCGAAGCAUGAUAAAAACGCUUUCCUACUAAAGGUUUGUAAGAAACAAAACGUUGUACCGACAUCGGUGUUGCUGAGAAGUUUUAAAUGGUUUCUAUUUCGUCGUUUAAACACAGCCUAAAUUCAGUUUCCGUGGUGACAGUUAUGUAGAGCAGAACCACCAAUGAAAUUUAGGGAAAGUCUAUUUAAGCUAUAUAUGAAUUGAGUACUUUCCAGGUCAGAAUUUUAUCCAAACAAUGGGAAAGAAAUUGUAAUUUUUUAUGACCAUUUUGAUGUAAGGUGUUGUUAUGCAACCGUUGCCAUGGCAGUAUUGUUGAAAUGUUGACAAAGUAGUUAUAUUUCUACAGCACUGUUAUCUCGAUAUGUUAUAAUUUUUUAAAUUAACCCAAAUUGUAAUCUAUAUGAUAAAUCGUAUAUUUUUUAAAAAAUAAGAUUAUUCUGGCUCA
Messenger RNA from Hydractinia symbiolongicarpus, 5785 nucleotides. Its product is annotated as puratrophin-1-like. Lineage: Eukaryota; Metazoa; Cnidaria; Hydrozoa; Anthoathecata; Hydractiniidae. The record is from RefSeq and is a predicted model, not a curated record. The coding region runs from base 409 to 4857 and encodes 1482 amino acids. Gene Ontology annotation, molecular function: guanyl-nucleotide exchange factor activity. The transcript has 20 exons.